Messenger RNA from Gavia stellata (red-throated loon), 2424 nucleotides. It is a transcript of the gene DNAAF2, whose product is annotated as dynein axonemal assembly factor 2. NCBI's taxonomy places the organism in Eukaryota, Metazoa, Chordata, Aves, Gaviiformes, Gaviidae. Gene Ontology annotation, cellular component: cytoplasm. Bases 1 to 2424 code for a protein of 807 amino acids. Gene Ontology annotation, biological process: axonemal dynein complex assembly. The record is from RefSeq and is a predicted model, not a curated record. The transcript is spliced from 3 exons.
AUGGCGGGCGCGGGGCGGCUGGAGGAGCUGGAGCUCAGCGCCGAGGAGGCGGAGCAGCUCCAUCGGGCCUUCCGCGACGAGCAGUUCCGGGCGCUGUUCGCCGAGUACGCGGCGGAGCUGGCCGACCCGGAGCAGCGUAGGCUGUACGAGGAGGAGGUGGCGGCCCUGGAGCGGGAACGCGGCGUGGAGGUGCGCUUCGUCCACCCCGCGGCGGGCUACGUGCUGCGCACCAGCCAGGCCGGCUCCCGCCGCUGCUACCUCAACAUCUGCAGCAACCCGCACAUCGGGGCGCCGCAGGCCCGCGCCGAGCCCGGCGGCCACCGCUGGGCCCUGCCCUACAGCCUGGCGCCGGGCCGCGAGGAGCUGGGCCGCGGCGGCCACCGCCGCCUGGUCUACGACGUGGUUUUCCACCCGGCGGCGCUCCGCCUGGCCGCCCGCAGCCCCCGCUUCCGCCGCCUGCUCAGCGACACGGCGCUGGAGGCCGUCGAGCGCCACUGCGCCGUGCAGCUCGACCGCGCCAACGCCGCCGUCCUCCGCGGCACCAAGUACAAGGGCGUCCCGCAGGCGCCCGUCAUCCGCACCCCGCUGCCCGGCGGCGCCCCGCCGCCGCCCGCCGACGGCGACUCUCCGCUGCCGCCCUUCCCCUUCCCGCCCGCCGCCGCCCCGCCGCCGCCCGCCGCCCCGCCGGCGUCCCGGCCGGCCGGCCCCACCACGCCGCGCUGGAGCAUCCGCCACCGCUCCUACGUGGACCUGCAAGACUACCGCUGCUGCCGCGACUCGGCGCCCAGCCCGGUGCCGCGGGAGCUGGUGGUGACGGUGGAACUGCCGCUGCUGCGCUCCGCCGCCCAGGCCGCGCUGGAGAUCCGCGGCCGGGAGCUGCGCCUCGACUCGCAGCGUCCCGCCUACCGCCUGCGCCUCCGCCUCCCCUACGACGUGGACGAGAGCCGCGGGCGGGCCGCCUUCAACAAGGCCCAGCGGCAGCUCCUGGUCACGCUGCCCGUGCUGCCGCGGCCCGGCCCGCGGGAACCGCUAGGCCCGGGCGGGGAGCGGCUGGAGGAGGCCGACCCUGGUGCGGAGGGGCUGGGCGAGCCGCCGGCGGCUGAGGCGGGCGGCGGGGCGGCUCCUCCCCCGGGGCCCGGCGGCGGCGCUGCGGCCCGGAGCACGUGCGGCAGCGCGGAGCCUGCUGAGCGCCCCGCCGAGCCACCGGCGGGCGGCCACCCGCCGCCGCCCCGCUCCGGCGCCGCUUCCCCCGCUCCGAGCGCCAGCCCCGAGCCGGCCGCGGCGGGCGGCCUAGGCGGGGACGCCCCUCCGCGCCCUCCCGAGAGCCCGGCCCCGCCGGCGGCAGAGAGCAGCCCCGGCGACAUGGCUCUUCCCCCGGGCUGCGGCAGCCCCCAGGCCGCCGUGUGCCCUCCCUUCCAGUGCCGGCAGGAUGAGGCCUCCCUCACCCUGCUCCUGCGUGUGCCCGGCAUCCUGCCUCAGAGCCUCAGCGGGGCCGUGGGCACGAACCACUACAGCCUCCGCUUCUCCAGUGACACUGGUGCCUAUGCCCUCUUCUUACAGUUUCCUCCCGCAAACAGGCUGGCGUCCCCCGAGACCAGCGUUAGCGUGUCUGCCCACAACGCUGCCAUCGGGCUCGCCAAGGCCCCCGGCAGCACCGGGCCCUGGGAGAAGUUCUGCUUCGGCCUUGACGCCUCUGCUCUGCAGGAAAGAUUGUUUGUCAGUGAAGAAAACGUUGAUGGAUUUCUAGGCGCUGUUUUAUGCCCUUCCUUUUGCUCCCAAUCAGCACUGGAAAGUCAGCCACUAAUUGAAGUGCUUGAUGUUACUGAGGACAGAAUUCAAAUCAGGUUGAAGCCGCAGGAAGCGGUCCAUUCCGAACGGGAUGGAAAAGAAGAAACGCUUAGCCGCUCAGGAGGAGAUCUCGCUGAAAAGACAAACGGCAACUACCCCCAAACAAAGGCAGAAACAAACGGUACCGCAGCAGACGCAGUCGAAGGAGAACGUGCUAUAGAAACCAACAAAACUUCCACGUCUUUUGCAACAGCUGAAACAAUAGGAAAAGUAGGUUGUAGUUCACACCAUUGUUUGCAGCAUGAACCUUCUGACACCAGUUCAGCGAUUCCUGGCGAAUCUGGGAGAAAGGAACCAGAUUUAGAAAGCGCCGUCACAGUAGGUGACACGGCCGUGGCCGCAGACUCUGAAAAACAAGCAGGCCUUCUGCGGGAGGGGCAGGCGGCAGCGGGAGGGGAUGAAGUGGCUGCGCCCGCAGGGUCGGCGCAGGGGAGCGGGCGCAGCUGGGACGGCAGACCAGCCUCCCCAGUUCUCCAAGAAGUGAACACGCGGGAUGGGAGCCUGCAGAUCAUUAGGGAUCACGUAACGCACUGCCCGAUCGCAUUUCAGAAUUCUUUGCUGUAUGAAUUGGACUAG